Messenger RNA from Osmerus eperlanus (European smelt), 1653 nucleotides. RefSeq names its product endoplasmic reticulum membrane sensor NFE2L1-like. Bases 1 to 1653 code for a protein of 550 amino acids. Gene Ontology annotation, biological process: regulation of transcription by RNA polymerase II. Gene Ontology annotation, molecular function: RNA polymerase II cis-regulatory region sequence-specific DNA binding; DNA-binding transcription factor activity, RNA polymerase II-specific. Gene Ontology annotation, cellular component: nucleus. The record is from RefSeq and is a predicted model, not a curated record. The transcript has 4 exons. NCBI's taxonomy places the organism in Eukaryota, Metazoa, Chordata, Actinopteri, Osmeriformes, Osmeridae.
AUGGCCGGGGUCAACUGGAGUACAGAGGGGUGCACCUACAACAGAGUGAACAGAGAGCUUGCACAGGAGUUGUCCGAACAGUUUGCCAGUCUGGAGAGCCAAAGUUCCAUGUCCCUCCAGGAGUGUCUUCGACUGCUGGAGGACACCUUUCCCUUAAGUCAGGAAUCACAGCUGUCCGAAGAGGAGGGCCUGGAUAUGAGAGGGGGCGGGGUGGAGCAUCCCUCCCCAGGUAGAGAGCCUCUCCUGUCCCCCCUUUUGACCCACGAGGACCCCCUGCUGGACCUGGAGCAACAGUGGCAGGACCUGCUGGCCAUCAUGGAGCCUGAGGACAUGGAUGUCGAUGCUGCUGUGGCCACCCCCUUCCUGGGCAGUGGCUCCGACGACACCACUCCUGCAGAGCCCCGUCCCAACCCAGUUCAGCAGGACGUGAGCCUUCACCAGGCCUCCCUGCCCGCAGACCCCGAGGAGGGCUCCGGGCCCCUCAGAAGCAGCGGUGACCCCCAGGAGCCCCCUCACCCCGCCCAGCCGGCCCUGCUCACCCUGCCCCCCAGCACCCCUGACAGCGUCAACAUCAGCGCCCACGCCAGAGACCCCGUGGCCAACGGGACGACAGGUGACCCCAUGACCUCUGACCUCUUCCCGGAGGAGGACCCGGCCCUGCCCAGCCCGCUGGCCUCCCUCCUGGACGACAGCACCAUGUUCGAUGAGAUCAGCCUGCUGGCGCUGGCUCUGGAGGAGGGCUUCAGCCCAGCGCUGGCCUCCCGUCUGGAGGACGAGCUGGACUCGGACUCCGGCCUCUCCCUGAACUUCAGCCACGUUCCGGCCUCCCCCAGCUCGUCUGAAGCCUCCUACUCCUCCUCCUCCUCUUCCUCCUCCUCGGCCUCCACGGUGGCUAGCCUCUUCUCUGAGGAGGGGGCGGUGGGCUACAGCUCUGACGUGGCGGCGGAGGGGGAGGAGGAGGGCGGCUUCUCCACAGACCUCAGUAAGAUCUCCCCCCUGAGCUUCCGGGACCCCGAGAGCUUCAACCGCCUCCCUUGGCUCCAACACGUCGGCCACGACCACACCUACAACCAGCAGCGGCCCGCCGCGGCCAAGACCCAGAAGGGCCUCCGGCCGCAUCUCGCCAAACCCUACGAGCACGACGCCUCGGACAGGAUGUGGGGCCGCGACGAGCGCCGGGCCCGCGGCCUGAAGAUCCCCUUCUCCAACGAGCGCAUCGUCAACCUGCCCGUGGAAGAGUUCAACGACCUCCUGGCCGAGCACCGCCUCACCGACGCCCAGCUUACCCUCGUCCGGGACAUACGGCGCCGGGGCAAGAACAAGAUGGCAGCGCAGAACUGUCGGCGCCGCAAGCUGGACGUCCUGGUGGACUUGGAGGCGGGCGUGUCGGGUUUGCGGCGCCACCGCGCCCGCCUGCUGAGGGAGAAGACGGAGGCGCUGCGCUCCAUCCAGGCCAUGAAGCAGCGAGUCAGCGGCCUGUACCAGGAAGUGUUCUCCCGCCUCCGGGACGACGAGGGAAGGCCGUUGGCCGCCGCGGAAUACGCGCUCCAGUUCGGGAGCGACGGCCGUGUUUUGGUGGCCCAGCGCCGUCAGGGUUCGGCCGGCGAGCCGAACCGCAGACCGAGCAAGAAACAGGAGCGCAGGAAGAAGUGA